AUAUUGCAACAUUAUAUAAUCCCGUGUAAUACAUGUGAACUAUAUGAUUAAUUAAAAUGAAUUAUAUCCGACUGUUCUUGUUGAUUGGAGUGUGCACCGGAACCAUGGACGAGAUCAAAGAGAAGCUGCUGACACAGCUGAGGAGCUUUUAUGAUUUCGCACUUGGCACCGAAAUUGAUUAUCAGAGCAAUAUGCAUCUGGUGGUCACUUACUUCUUGCACGUAGACAACAGCAACAAGCAUAAGUUGGAUGAGUUUUAUGGUGUUCGGGAAACUGUAUACAACAAAUCUAUCCCUACGAUCCUAAUCAUCCACGGGUACACGGAUAGCAAAGAACGCGAGGUGUUCAAGCACCUAAGGCAAAUGUUCGCCGCCAACGUGGAGGCUAAUUUAAUCGUGGUGGAUUGGAGCCGCGCGGCUAAGCAAAUCUACUUUACUGCCAUGAGCAAUACUUACCAAGUUGGAAAGGAGAUCGCCCGGUUUCUGUUGGACCUCGAUACAGACUUAUCCAUGGUCCACUUGAUUGGGCACAGUCUAGGUGCUCACGUCGCGGGAAUCGCGGGAGAUUGUCUAGAUGGAAAAAUCGGAAGAAUAACAGGCUUGGAUCCGGCUGGUCCUGGCUACGAAUUCUUGGGCGAAGUGAACAACUCUUUAUCCUUGGAUUCGGGUGAUGCGAACUUCGUGGACGUCAUCCACACGGCCUCGUGGUUCUUUGGCGUCUUGAAGCCAAUAGGACACGCGGACUUCUAUCCCAACGGAGGGGCCAUCCCUCAGCCCGGAUGCGAUAACAUUAUAGUAACAGUGACGUGCAGCCACUUACGGUCCAUUCUCUACUUCACCGAGUCUAUUACCAGCACCGGUUUCAAAUCGAAGAGGUGUCCGGGUCUGGAGUGGUCCGACUGCACCAGGAAUAAUCACCUGGUACCGAUGGGUUACCACGCGCCGAAAAGUUCAAGGGGAAUUUAUUAUGUGCAGUGCAAAGAUAGCGCGCCGUUCGCCAUGAAUGGGAAGUUCCACAAGUUGCUUUGAACAAUCGGGACCGCUUUCCGUGUGCGUGCCACAAUUAUUUUCCUUCAUUUUCUUUUUGUUAUUGUCCUGCUCUUUCAUAUAAAUAAAUAAUUAAAUACA
This is a messenger RNA of Nicrophorus vespilloides, 1127 nucleotides long. Its product is annotated as endothelial lipase-like. The record is from RefSeq and is a predicted model, not a curated record. The coding region runs from base 57 to 1028 and encodes 323 amino acids. The transcript has 6 exons. NCBI's taxonomy places the organism in Eukaryota, Metazoa, Arthropoda, Insecta, Coleoptera, Silphidae. Gene Ontology annotation, molecular function: lipase activity. Gene Ontology annotation, biological process: lipid metabolic process.